AAACGUCAAAAACCAAACUCGCCGUGCCCCCUUCCACAUCCCUUUCAUUUUCGUUUUGUGUUUGUAAACAACAAUAUUAAUCACUGUUUUCGUUUUUGCGCUAUAAUAUUUUUCACGUUCGUACGGUUUUUGAUUUGAACGUGUCCAGCGAUGUCGCUCGAAUUCGAGGUUUUCCCGCCGGUGACGUCCGGCUGCCAACGUCGCCAUCACCGCAACGCGUUUGCCGCCGUUUCCGUGUGAGCAGCCGAUCACCACCGGACAACGAGCUUCAAGUCCAGUCGAACCGACCAAAUUAAAAACAUUGGGUUUAUUGGACAUGUAUUUAGGAGCAAUCAUUGUAUUAUUAGAAUAAUAAUUACCAAUUUGACAAGUGUUGCUUAACUUGCAUCAUUUUAAAAUGAAUAAAAAAUUAUUUAUGGCAAUGAGCCGCCGCCGUAUAUCAUGCCCAUUGGCUGUUCAACAGCUGUGGGAUGCGGUGAAAGUGAUACGUUUUCAAAGGCAGGUACCAGAUAUCGAUCGCAUCACAAAAUAUAUGACCAAAGUCCACAAUAUGUCACCAGAGGAAGUAGGAAGACAAUUAAAUUAUUGUGUGCGCGAUGGUCUUUUGAUUUUAACCAAAAGAGUUGGUAACAAAGGUUCAAAAGCAGGAGUUGAAACCUAGGGAUAUAAACUUCCAGAAGAAAAAGCUGAAAAAGAUAGUCACGAUUGGUACUGUUUUCAAUGUCACAGUGCUGGCGAUGUGAUAAGUUGUACAUCUUGUUAUCGAGUUUUCCAUCUUUCAUGUAUUGAAAAAAAGGACUUGCCCGAAAAUGAUGUUAAGCAUAAGUUCAUUUGUAAUAUAUGCAAAAAUUGUGCUUCUACUAAAGAAGCUUGUAAAAAGAUUAAAAAGAGCCAGCUUAACAGGCUUCUUUAUCAUACUACUGGUAGAUUAAAAGAAAAAAUACCUUUACCAUGGUCAGAACGCAAAAUUGCUACUACUGCUCCAUCGACAUAUGUUUCAGACAGACUUCAAUUUCAGAGUCAACUAAAAGGUAGUGAUUUGCAUUUUAACAUGAAAUGUGCAUUAAAUGACAAAGAUCCUUGGAGGAUAGAUCUUCUUAUUUUCAAAAUUAUUGACCUUCAAAUGAUUGAAGAUAAAGCUGAUGAUGAUGAGUAUAAAAAUGUCGAAGAGUUCCGAGCAGAUAUAUUAACCUUUGUUCACAAUAUUAUUAUUUUUCACGGCGUUCAUAGCAGUUUAGCUGAUUAUGGACGUUUAAUGUUGAGAGAUUGUAAUCGAGAUUUAGACGAGAUAAUGAGAUGCCGCUAUUGUUACAAAUAUUCAAUACAAAAAAAUUCAAAAUUUUGGUUCUGUAAACCAUGUAAGCCCCCGCAUGAAUUAGUGUAUGCAAAACAAGAAGAUUUUCCAUAUUGGCCAGCUAAAGUUUUGAAAAUUGAAGGUGAUAUGUAUGAAGUAAGAUUUUUUGGCAGUGAACACCAACUUGGAAUUAUUGACAAAACUCAAAUACGACCAAUAUCAGUGAAUAUUCAUACUUUGCAGUCUCAAGGUCGAACUUCUCAAUGGAACAAAGCAUGUGAAGAAUUGCGUCGCCAUCAACUUCAACUAGACAAAGUUAUAUUUGGGCUUGCUACACAAUCAUCAUCCUCUUCCUCUAGUUCAUCUUCAGAAGAUGAAGAAGAACCACCUAAAGUGGAAGUUUCACCCAUUCUAAAACGUAACGAUAGAAGAAAGGUUAAAGAACGGAAAAUAUCGAUAAAAACUGAGCCAAAAGUUGAUACAGAUACUGAGGAAUCAGAAUCAAAGGAUGAAGUAACCCCUGUUAAAAGAAAACGAGGAAGACCUUUAUCACUAGAAAAAAAAAUAAGUCCGCCAAAAAAAGUUGUAAAAAAAUCUGUAUUAGUGAAAAAAAACAGCCCCGAGAACAUAGUUGAAAAAAGACCUAGAGGUAGACCUAGAAAAGUUAUUGAACCUGUAAAUGAUGAUAAUACUCCAGUUAAACAUUUAAAAACAAAAGUCAAAAGUGCAAAAGAAAAUACUAAUGCAUCUGAAGGAAUUAAAACAUCAAAAAGUACAUCACCGUUGAAAACAAAAUCUCCAGUUAAAGAAAAUGAAGUAGAUGAAAAUAUAACGUCUACAACUGAAAGAUUAAAAGACCCUGAUGUUGUUGAAGAUGAAACAGUUAGUUCUUCAUGUCAAGAUUUAGUUCGAUCAGUUAAAGUGCAAACAAAACCAAUUAGCAAAAAACCGCCUAAAAGCUAUAUAAACAAGAUUCGAGCUGAAAUGGAAAGUGAAAAACGUAAAGCUAUUGAACAACUCAUCGAACAACAUAAAGAAGAGAUUGCCUUAUUGCAAGAAAACCAUAAUAUUGCACUGUCCGAAGUGAAGAAAAAGCAAUGGUGUGUGAAUUGUGAAAGUGAAGCUAUUUACCAUUGUUGUUGGAAUACAGCAUAUUGUAGUCCUAAAUGUCAACUAAUUCACUGGAGUAGUGAACAUAAAAGGCAUUGUCGUCGAAAAAGAUGAUCUUAAGCUAUUUAUGGGAGUAUUUUAACUAAAGAAAUAUUGUUUUCUUUUAGUUGAAAAUCUGCCAUGUAUGUACACACAUACUUACAAUAUAUUUGUAUUUAAACCUUUCAAAAUGUAUUACUAGUUUAUACUAACUAACUCAAAUUUCUCUUAAUUGAGUAAAUUUAUUUUAUGUUUAGUUUCUUAUAUUAAAUUUAACGAGAACAAUAUUAGUUUAAAGUAACUAAAUUAUUCAGAAACAUACAAGUAUUAUUAAUCUUACAAUUUUUAUGUUAAUCAUGUAUUUUUGCUGAUUGACUUUGUACCAUUAUCAUGUAUUUGAUUGAUUCAUCUAUAGUGUGUUAAGGAAAGAGUUCUAAUAUUAAUCAAAUAUUUAAAAUAUAAUGAAAAUGUAUUUGAACAUCCAAGCAGCUACGUCUUAAAAUAUUUGGUUAAUAUUUGGUCAAUUUUGUUUUGUU
Messenger RNA from Myzus persicae (green peach aphid), 2979 nucleotides. RefSeq names its product zinc finger MYND domain-containing protein 11-like. The transcript has 13 exons. Lineage: Eukaryota; Metazoa; Arthropoda; Insecta; Hemiptera; Aphididae. Gene Ontology annotation, molecular function: protein binding; DNA binding; transcription corepressor activity. The record is from RefSeq and is a predicted model, not a curated record. Gene Ontology annotation, biological process: regulation of transcription elongation by RNA polymerase II.